AUGCGAGCCUUGCGCCUUUCAGCAACUGACCCGUUCCGAUACAUGCACCUUAGCGGGAGACUGGCUGAAAAGGACCAGACUAAGCACCUGUGGUUUCUCCAAGACGCCCGGCACGUGAAGGGGCUAGCCGAGAUCAAAUUGAUGGAGUUCACCUCUCGGGACGCGCAGGUCGGUUUCUGGGAGACAUAUAUCGCCAGACCGUCCAUGAUUGUACCUAAUCCUCCAGGAGCGUUCAACAACUUGGCUGGAUGGGCAGUGGGUGCCAUCAGGGUUGAUCAACUGGCCAAAGUAAUGAUCGAAAUUGUACAAGAGGGCAGUGAACGCGAGGAUAGAGUCCUUACCGUCAACAUGCGUGAGAUUCAUGGACGAGCAAAGUCAAAGCCUGGAGUCCAGCUGGCAGUGAGGAAAACUCAAAAGUAUACAACAAUUACACUUCACGCUCGCAAUUCCGCGCCCCGCUUUCUCUUCAAUAUCGCUUCAGAAUGGAAGAACAAGGCUGCGUGGAACAGGGGUAAAGGCUCUGAUUUUCAGAUCAGCUACACACCUUUCCCUGCCUUAGAACCAGAUUAUGUCAACGUGAGUAAUCGCGCAGUCGCCAUCACCACCAUCGACUGGAAAGUUCCAGACAGUGGACAGUGGAUUAGCUAG
Exophiala bonariae is the source of this 648-nucleotide messenger RNA. RefSeq lists its product as uncharacterized. The record is from RefSeq and is a predicted model, not a curated record. Lineage: Eukaryota; Fungi; Ascomycota; Eurotiomycetes; Chaetothyriales; Herpotrichiellaceae. The transcript is spliced from 3 exons. The coding region runs from base 1 to 648 and encodes 215 amino acids.